CGUUAAAUGUAAUAAUUUUAUUAACUUAAAUUAAUACAUAAAUAAUUUGUUUAAUAUAAGUGAAAAUGAAGUUCCUUAUUAUCUGUACCUUACUAGUGGUGUCUGUGUACGCGUCGCCCUUGGCAUACAAUACUAACCAACAAGGAUCCGGGGACAAUGACUACAUGUUCAAGUAUUUCGUAAAAGAGCAGCCAGUUGGAAAUAACUUUGGACACCGUGAGAUGAGAAUAGGCAACCAAGUGACUGGGAUGUACUACGUGUUGUUGCCUGAUGGGCGUGUUCAGAAAGUCGAUUAUGUUGCUGAUGAAAAUGGAUACAGGCCUACAGUUACAUAUUUGAAUCCUUGAUUUUUUUUACAUUUUAAAUGAAUUACUUAUUUUUAUACAUAUUGUUAAAUGAAUUAAAAUUUAGCGUAAAAUUUACACAUAUAUGAAUGUUCGUUAUAGAUUUCAAAACUUGUGAAUGAAGAAAGGUUAUGAUUGUUUUUGUAAUAAAUAUAGAAGAAAACAAAUAUUUUA
Molecule: messenger RNA, 518 nt
Organism: Pieris napi
Lineage: Eukaryota; Metazoa; Arthropoda; Insecta; Lepidoptera; Pieridae
Product: pro-resilin-like
Exons: 5
Coding region: 66-347 (93 amino acids)
Cellular component (GO): extracellular matrix
Source: RefSeq, a predicted model, not a curated record